AUGGUAUUAGAAAGUGCUUACGGCGACUAUUUUAUAUACCCUCCCGACCGAAACAACGGCGACUAUUUUAUAUACCCUCCCGACCGAAACAGUAUGAUUGGCUGUGAGACAUGUAUACAUGUCACACCUAAUCUCACAGCCAAUCAUAUUGCUGUAUUGAAGGCCACGUACGUCACUUUCACCAAAACUAAAGAGCCGUUGAUUGUGACCGAAAGGGCCGACACUUUGGACCAGCAUUUGGUGACAAUGUAUUGUUGCGGACCCACUGUAUACGAAGACAGCCAUUUGGGACACGCCAUCACUUACAUCCGCGCCGAUCUGAUCCGCAGAGCUCUUCGCCAUUACCACAACAUCUCUGUAUUGAUGGCAAUGAAUGUCACAGAUAUUGACGACAAAAUCAUUGCCAAAGCCAUCGAAACGGACAGUAAUUACCGCAAAGUGUCUAAUCAUUACUACAACUCAUUCAUCGAUGAUAUGAAAGCGUUGAAUGUUUUGGACGCCGACUGUUAUCUUCGAGUAACGGAUCACUUGAAGACAAUCAUGGAUUACAUCAACACAAUUAGGGACAAAGGGUUCGCUUAUAUCAACGCAAACAAUGACAUCAACUUUGAUUUCAACCGUUUUGUCGAUGCAUUCAAUAUCACUCAUACCAUCGGAACCGACGGAUCCUUUAAUGCGGACAAAGUGUCGGACAAACGACUUUGCCCUCUGGAAGGCCGCCAAACCGGGAGAUUAAGUGAAACAAAAGUGCAAAACAAUAAUGAAUUGAAUGCAAGAAAUGAGAGAAAAGUUUUGUUAGAAAACAGUUUCACCAAAACUAAAGAGCCGUUGAUUGUGACCGAAAGGGCCGACACUUUGGAUCAGCAUUUGGUGACAAUGUAUUGUUGCGGACCCACUGUAUACGAAGACAGCCAUUUGGGACACGCCAUCACUUACAUCCGCGCGGAUCUGAUCCGCAGAGCUCUUCGCCAUUACCACAACAUAUCUGUAUUGAUGGCAAUGAAUGUCACAGAUAUUGACGACAAAAUCAUAGUCAAAGCCAUCGAAACGGACAGUAAUUACCGCAAAGUGUCUAAUCAUUACUACAACUCAUUCAUCGAUGAUAUGAAAGCGUUGAAUGUUUUGGACGCCGACUGUUAUCUUCGAGUAACGGAUCACAUGAAGACAAUCAUGGAUUACAUCAACACAAUUAGGGACAAAGGGUUCGCUUAUAUCAACGCAAACAAUGACAUCAACUUUGAUUUCAACCGUUUUGUCGAUGCAUUCAAUAUCACUCAUACCAUCGGAACCGACGGAUCCUUUAAUGCGGACAAAGUGUCGGACAAACGGUCGCCCAAAGACUUUGCCCUCUGGAAGGCCGCCAAACCGGGAGAACCGAAGUGGGAUUUGGUGACCACCGAUGGCAUUGUCAUUGCCGGACGACCAGGUUGGCACAUAGAGUGUAGCGCUUUGGCUCAUAAAGUGUUUGGCCAUCAAAUUGAUGUCCAUUUUGGUGGAAGUGAUCUCCGUUUUCCUCACCAUCACUGCGAGUCCUGUUGUUGUCAUGCAUUUUAUCAAACGCCGGAUCAACCCAUGAAUGCAUUGUAUGAUUGGGUGAGGAUUUGGCUCCAUUCGGGUCAUCUUAACCUUAAAUCCGAGAAAAUGAGCAAAUCUUUGGGAAAUGUUAUUCUCAUAAAGGAUUUCUUGAAAAGCCAUUCACCAAAUAUUUUAAGAUUAUUCUGCAUUAAACUUCACUAUCGUUCGGAUCUGGUAUACGAUGAAAAUCUGUUGCAAGAAAUGAAAAAUAUCGAUAAAAAACUUCUCGAUUUCACUGAAAACUUGAAUUUGAAAAUCUAUGAAUUUUCAAUGGAAAACCUGUCGUAUGAUUGCAUCGAAAACCGCAAACAUUUAAAGCAAUCCGAGUUUUUUAAGGCUAUCGAUGAAACAGAAAAACUUAUUUUAGAUGGAAUUGCAGACGAUUUGGAUCUGGAAAUGGGUUUAAAUGCUAUUCUACUUCUCGCCAAACAAUUCAAUUCCACAAAUGAUUUCUCACUUUUGGAUUUAAUCCGAACGAAACAAGUGCUCAACAAAUGGUUAGAUAGUAUGGGAUUGUUAUACAAACAAUCGUCUAAUAAAAACGAUGGUCAGAGUGUUAAGGAAUCGCUUGUAAUCAAAACGUUUAUUAAAUUCCGGUCGGAUAUCAGGGCAUUGGCUUUGAAUUCAAUUAUAAAAAGCAAAAAUAUGUCAUCAAAUCCUCAAUUGAUUUCGGAUGAGAUCCAAAAGAAUAACAAAGAAAUGCUUUCGUUAUGCGAUGCCAUUCGUCAAGACUUGGAUGGCUUUGGCAUUAAAUUUAAGGCCAGAUUUGCCGGUUUCUAA
This is a messenger RNA of Medioppia subpectinata, 2355 nucleotides long. Lineage: Eukaryota; Metazoa; Arthropoda; Arachnida; Sarcoptiformes; Oppiidae. The record is from the annotation of a GenBank genome assembly.